AACCACACCAGUCACAACGGAGAAGACAACACUUCCAACAACAAUAGUCCCAACAACACACAUAUCUACUGAAAGAACUACAGCGCAGACCACCGAAAGGACAAGUUUACCAACUACCAUUGUGACGACUCAAAAAUCAACACAACAAACUACCCGUAAAUCUACGCUACCAUCCACAGUACACCCUACAACCUUGCUCACCACGGAGAAAACCACAGGAGUCACAACUAUCCCAACGACAAUUCGCCCAACGACACAAGUAACAACUCUCUCAACAACACAAGUAACAACACUCCCAACAACGAUACAGCCAACAACACAAAUUACCACAGAGAAAACUACGCCAGUCACAACAGAGAAGACAACACUUCCAACAACAAUAGUCCCAACAACACACAUAUCUACGGAAGAAACUACAGCACAGACCACCGAAAAGACAACUAUACCAACUACCAUUGUGACGACUCAAAAAUCAACACAACAAACUACUGAAAAGACAACGAUACCAACCACAUUGCAACCUACAACAGAGGCUACAACAGAGAAAACAACUGGAUUCACCACUAUCUCAACGACACAAGUAACAACUCUCCCAACCACGAUUAAGCCAACGACACAAUUCACCACAGACAAAACUACGCGGCAAACAACGGAGAAGACAACACUUCCAACAACAAUAGUCCCAACAACACACAUAUCUACUGAAAGAACUACAGCGCAGACCACCGAAAGGACAAGUUUACCAACUACCAUUGUGACGACUCAAAAAUCAACACAACAAACUACCCGUAAAUCUACGCUACCAUCCACAGUACACCCUACAACCUUGCUCACCACGGAGAAAACCACAGGAGUCACAACUAUCCCAACGACACUUCGCCCAACAACACAAGUAACAACUCUCUCAACAACACAAGUAACAACACUCCCAACAACGAUACAGCCAACAACACAAAUUACCACAGAGAAAACUACGCCAGUCACAACGGAGAAGACAACACUCCCAACAACAAUAGUCCCAACAACACACAUAUCUACGGAAGAAACUACAGCACAGACCACCGAAAAGACAACUAUACCAACUACCAUGGUGACGACUCAAAAAUCAACACAACAAACUACUGAAAAGACAACGAUACCAACCACAUUUCAGCCUACAACAGAGGCUACAACAGAGGAAACAACUGGAUUCACCACUAUCUCAACGACACAAGUAACAACUCUCCCAACCACGAUUAAGCCAACGACACAAUUUACCACAGACAAAACUACGCGGCAAACAACAGAGAAGACAACACUUCCAACAACAAUAGUCCCAACAACACACAUCUCUACUGAAAGAACUACAGCGCAGACCACCGAAAGGACAAGUUUACCAACUACCAUUGUGACGACUCAAAAAUCAACACAACAAACUACCCGUAAAUCUACGCUACCAUCCACAGUACACCCUACAACCUUGCUCACCACGGAGAAAACCACAGGAUUCACAACUAUCCCAACGACACUUCGCCCAACAACACAAGUAACAACUCUCCCAACAACACAAGUAACAACACUCCCAACAACGAUAAAACCAACGACACAAAUUACCACAGAGAAAACUACGCCAGUCACAACAGAGAAGACAACACUUCCAACAACAAUAGUCCCAACAACACACAUAUCUACGGAAGAAACUACAGCACAGACCACCGAAAAGACAACUCUACCAACUACCAUUGUGACGACUCAAAAAUCAACACAACAAACUACUCAAAAGACAACGGUACCAUCCACAUUGCAACCUACAACGGAAAAAACAACAGAGAAAACCACGGGAUUCACCACCAUCCCAACGACAAUUCGUCCAACUACACAAGUAACAACUCUCCAAACAACACAAGUAACAACUCUCCCAACCACGAUAAAGCCAUCAACACAAUUUACAACAGAGAAAACCACAGGAUUCACCACAAUCCCGACGACAAUUCGCCCAACAACACAAGUAACAACUCUCCCAACAACACAAGUAUCAACUCUCCCAACCACGAUAAAGCCAACGACACAAAUUACCACAGAGAAAACUACACGGCUAACAACGGAAAAGACAACACUUCCAACAACAAUAGUCCCAACAACACAAAUCUCGACGCAAAAAACUACAGCGCAGACAACCGAGAAGACAACAUUACCAACUACCAUUGUCACCACACACAAAACUACACAACAAACUACCCAUAGAUCGACGCUACCAUCCACCGUACAGCCUACAACAUUGGUCACCACGGAGAAAACUACCCUGCCAACAACAAUCAGGACAACACUUCCGACGACAUUUAGUCCAACAACACAAAUGUCUACGGAAAAAACGACACAACAGACCACUGAAAAGACAACGAUGGCAACCACACAAGAAACCACUCACAUCACUACAGCUAAAACAACUUUGCUUCCAACAACAGAAGUCACCACAGCGAAAACUACGCCAGUCACAACAGAGAAGACAACACUUCCAACAACAAUAGUCCCAACAACACACAUAUCUACGGAAGAAACUACAGCACAGACCACCGAAAAGACAACUAUACCAACUACCAUUGUGACGACACAAAAAUCAACACAACAAACUACUCAAAAAACAACAGUACCAUCCACAGUGCAGCCUACAACAGAGGCUACAACAGAGAAAACCACUGGAUUCACCACUAUCCCGACGACAUUUCGUCCAACAACACAAGCAACAACUCUCCAAACAACACAAGUAACAACUCUCCCAACCACGAUAAAGCCAACAACACAAUUUACCACAGAGAAAACCACAGGAUUUACCACUAUCCCAACGACAAUUCGCCCAACAACACAAAUAUCAACUCUCCCAACAACACAAGUAUCAACUCUCCCAACCACGAUAAAGCCAACGACACAAAUCACCACCGAGAAAACUACGCGACUGACAACAGAGAAAACGACACUUCCAACAACAAUAGUCCCAACAACACAAAUCUCGACGCAAAAAACUACAGCACAGACCACCGAGAAGACAACAUUACCAACUACCAUUGUCACUACACACAAAACUACACAACAAACUACCCAUAGAUCGACGCUACCAUCGACAGUACAGCCUACAACAUUAGUCACCACGGAGAAAACUACCCUGCCAACAACAAUCAGGACAACACUUCCGACGACAUUUAAUCCAACAACACACGUGUCUACGGAAAAAACGACAGAACAGACCACUGAAAAGACAACGAUGGUAACCACACAGGAAACCACUCACAUCACUACAGAUCAAACAACUUUUCUUCCAACAACAGAAGUCACUACAGCAAAAACCACACAAGUCACAACGGAGAAGACAACGCUUCCAACAACAAUAGUUCCAACAACACACAAAUCUACAGAAGAAACUACAGCACAGACCACCGAAAAGUCAACUUUACCAACAACCGUUGUGACGACUCAAAAAUCAACACAAGAAACUACUCAAAAGACAACAGUACCAUCCACAUUGCAGCCUACAACAGAGGCUACAACAGAGAAAACCACGAAAAUAACCACUAAUCCAACGACAAUUCGCCCAACAAACACA
Molecule: messenger RNA, 3577 nt
Organism: Branchiostoma floridae (Florida lancelet)
Lineage: Eukaryota; Metazoa; Chordata; Leptocardii; Amphioxiformes; Branchiostomatidae
Product: mucin-5AC-like
Exons: 22
Source: RefSeq, a predicted model, not a curated record